UAUGUCGUGCUAAUGAUUAAUUAACAUAAAAAAUGGAGAAGUUUUUGAGAGACAAUUUUGACGUCCAAUCCAAGCGGCCCUCUGAAGAAACUCUACGACGAUGGCGCUCCUCCGUCUCUGUUGUCAAGAACCCUCGUCGUCGCUUCCGCAUGGUCGCUGACCUAGCCAAACGUGCGGAAGCUGAGAAGAAACGUAAAAAACUUCAGGAAAAGAUUCGGGUGGCACUCUACGUGCAGAAGGCAGCAUUGCAGUUCAUCGAUGCUGCUGCUAUAGCUGCAUCAAACAAUAAUAACCAAAGCCGGGUAGAGUACAAGCUUCCUGAUGAUGUUAAACUUGCCGGUUUUGGCAUCGAUCCCAAUGAUUUGGGUUCCAUGGUUAGAUCUCAUGACAAGAAGGGCUUGGCAUCUCGUGGAGGAGUUGAAGGCUUGUCUAGACUAGUGUCAGUUUCACUAAUGAAUGGCAUAGUUUCUAGUGAUGUUCCUCUAAGGCAGAACAUCUAUGGCACGAAUCAAUAUGCUGAGAAGCCCGCAAGAUCAUUCUGGAUGUUUGUUUGGGAAGCUCUUCAUGACUUGACACUAAUCAUUCUCAUGGUCUGUGCUGUUAUAUCUGUCGGUGUUGGCAUUGCCACUGAAGGUUGGCCUGAUGGCAUGUACGACGGGGUCGGGAUAAUCCUCUGCAUAUUAUUGGUCGUUAUGGUUACAGCCGUGAGUGACUACAAGCAGUCAUUACAAUUCAAGGUUUUGGAUAAGGAGAAGAAGAAUAUUAUGGUUCAAGUUACUAGAGAAGGUUGCAGGCAGAAGGUUUCGGUAUACAAUUUAGUGGUUGGGGACAUUGUUCACCUCUCAAUUGGAGAUUUGGUUCCAGCAGAUGGGGUGCUUAUUUCAGGCCAUAGCUUGUCCAUCGAUGAAUCUAGCCUUUCUGGUGAGAGCGAGCCUGUGGAUGUACACAAAGACAGACCAUUUUUACUAUCUGGAACCAAAGUUCAAGACGGUUCUGGUAAAAUGAUGGUUACAUCAGUAGGGAUGAGGACAGAAUGGGGAAGACUGAUGGUCACUUUGAGUGAAACGGGAGAUGAAGAAACGCCAUUGCAGGUCAAGCUAAAUGGAGUUGCGACGAUAAUUGGGAAGAUUGGUCUGGCUUUUGCCAUGAUGACAUUCUUGGUUCUCCUAGGGAGAUAUCUUCUCACCAAGGCAAAUAAUGACCAGUUGACUGAAUGGUCCAUGGAUGAUGCCUUGCAGCUCUUGAAUUUUUUUGCUAUUGCGGUUACUAUUAUUGUUGUUGCGGUCCCAGAGGGGCUGCCUUUGGCGGUCACUUUAAGUCUCGCAUUUGCGAUGAAGAAAUUAAUGAAUGAUAGAGCUUUAGUGAGACAUCUUUCUGCUUGUGAGACGAUGGGCUCUGCUAGCUGCAUAUGCACUGAUAAGACUGGGACACUGACCACCAACCAUAUGGUUGUCAACAAAGUAUGGAUUUGUGGAGAGACGAAACUAAUCAAAGGUGGUGUUGCAGACACAAACAAGGUUAUCAAGUCAAUUGUCUCAGAACAUGUGUUUGAUAUGCUUCUCCAUGCCAUAUUUCAGAACACAGGAUCCGAGGUUGUGAAGGGGAAAGAUGGGAAAACUAACAUUUUGGGGACGCCCACUGAGACUGCAAUCCUAGAGUUUGGAAUGCUUCUAGGGGGUGAUUUCAAAGUCCAUCGUAGGGAAUAUGAUAUAGUUAAAGUAGAGCCAUUCAACUCAGUUAAGAAAAAGAUGUCUGUGCUCGUAACACUCCCGGAACGAAAAGGAUUUAGAGCAUUCUGCAAAGGUGCAUCAGAAAUAAUCUUGACAAUGUGUGACAAGGUACUAGGCUCCGAUGGAAAAAAUAUUUCUUUAUCUGACCAGGAAAGGAAGAAGAUCAUGAAUGUUAUCGAUCAUUUUGCAUCUGAAGCUUUGAGGACUCUAUGCUUGGCUUACAAAGAUGUAGGGAAGGCUAUUUCAAAAGGUAGCAAUAUCCCUGAAGAUGGCUACACAUUGAUAUGUAUCGUUGGGAUUAAGGACCCUGUUAGGCCUGGGGUUAGGGAAGCAGUCAAGACUUGUUUAGCUGCUGGGAUUAAGGUUCGUAUGGUUACUGGUGACAAUAUUAAUACAGCAAAAGCUAUUGCCAGGGAAUGUGGCAUUUUGACUGAUGGUGGAUUGGCUAUUGAGGGUUUGGAUUUUCGAGAUAAAAGCUCUCGUGAGUUGGAAGAGAUCAUACCAAAACUUCAGGUUAUGGCUCGAUCAUUGCCCUUAGACAAGCACAAGUUAGUGACUCAAUUAAGGAGUGAGUUUAAAGAAGUGGUGGCAGUCACUGGUGAUGGAACAAAUGAUGCUCCUGCUUUAGCUGAGGCUGACAUUGGACUUGCCAUGGGUAUAGCUGGAACUGAAGUAGCCAAAGAAAGUGCUGAUGUAAUCAUAAUGGAUGAUAACUUCACAACAAUAGUGAAUGUGGCCAAAUGGGGUAGAUCUGUGUACAUAAACAUUCAGAAGUUUGUACAGUUUCAGUUAACAGUUAAUGUUGUGGCUCUAAUGAUCAACUUUAUGUCUGCUUGCAUCUCAGGUGAUGCUCCACUUACCACUGUCCAGUUACUUUGGGUGAACUUGAUUAUGGACACUCUUGGAGCAUUAGCUUUGGCAACCGAGCCACCACAUGAUGGACUAAUGAAGAGACCUCCAAUAGGUAGGAGCACAAAAUUUAUUACAAAAGUAAUGUGGAGAAACAUCAUAGGCCAGAGCAUCUACCAGAUCAUUGUUUUGGCAAUCCUUCAAUUCAAAGGAAAAAGCAUGUUGAAACUUCAUGGUAGCGAUGCCACUGACACUGUGAACACCUUCAUAUUCAACACUUUUGUCUUUUGCCAGGUAUUCAAUGAAAUAAACAGCAGAGAUAUGGAGAAGCUAAAUGUGUUUAGAGGGAUCUUUGAUAGCUGGGUUUUCCUGGGUGUCUUGGUUUCGACAAUAGGGUUCCAAAUUUUGAUGGUUGAGUUGUUGGGGACAUUUGCUGGCACAGUGCCUCUAAGUUGGGAGCUAUGGGGGUUGAGCAUUCUUAUUGGAGCUGUGAGUUUGAUAAUUGCUCCUAUCCUAAAAUGCAUUCCUGUUGAUGGAAGCGAAGGGAAUGAAUCUUCAGGGCAACAACAUGAUGGUUAUGAACCUCUUCCCCGUGGUCCGAAUAUGGCUUAAAAGUGUUGGAAUCAAUUGCUUAGGGACAAGUAUCAGACAAAAAGAAGAAUCAAUUUGCUAGACAUUUUUCACUUAUUCACUUUUAUGAUUUAUUGGUAUAGGAAGUUUGAUUUUUGUCUUAGCAUUCUUCCUACUUUGGUGCAUAUGUUCAUCUUUCCACAAGUUAUAGGAAAAUAUCCUCCUAUAAAGAAUUUUGU
Messenger RNA from Linum tenue, 3388 nucleotides. Lineage: Eukaryota; Viridiplantae; Streptophyta; Magnoliopsida; Malpighiales; Linaceae. The record is from the annotation of a GenBank genome assembly.